Macrosteles quadrilineatus (aster leafhopper) is the source of this 3496-nucleotide messenger RNA. Its product is annotated as selenocysteine lyase-like. Bases 277 to 1473 code for a protein of 398 amino acids. NCBI's taxonomy places the organism in Eukaryota, Metazoa, Arthropoda, Insecta, Hemiptera, Cicadellidae. The transcript has 9 exons. The record is from RefSeq and is a predicted model, not a curated record.
UUGUCUUUUGUCGUUGUGUCGUUGUCAAUAAUUAGUUGUCAUCCAUCCCAUUGUUCGUAUUGUUUACGUCUUGUCAUCUCAGCAUUUCCCAUCCCACAAACAAAAACAUCAAAACUCUGUGAUCUUUACUUUAUACAAUUUCAGUUUUGUUCUGUGAUAAAUCUAUUUUUUUAGUAAUUGUUUUGUAAUAGGCCUAGGAUAGUAACUUACAUUAACCAUAACCACGUUUAAGUUACCACAGCCCUACUCACAAACGUAAAUGUAUUUUGCUCAGCAAUGAAAGAUGAAAGUAUAAUAUAUCUGGACUACAACUCCACGACUCCCGUUGCCUCUGAGGUAGUGUCAGCUAUAACGGAGAGCCUCCAGCGAGACUGGGCCAAUCCUAGCUCGGCCUCCGCUGCCGGACAUCGUGCCAGAGAGACCAUUCAUCGUGCUAGAGCUGCUGUUGCUCGUCUUAUCAACGCAGCUGAUGCAGCUGACAUUGUAUUUACCUCCGGGGGAACCGAGAGUAACAACAUGGCGAUACACAGUACUGUAGAGUGGGGAAGACAAUUCAUCACAACCCCUCAUGUUGUCAUGUCCAAUGUAGAGCAUGUGGCCACAGUGGAGCCUGUCAGGAGACUAGCUGACAAAGGGGUUAUAAGCUACACAGAGGUUGCUGUCAACAGUGAUGGCUGUCUGGAAGCUGCAGAUGUAGUGGCUGCUGUCAAACCAGACACUGUUCUGGUCUCUGUCAUGAUGGCCAAUAACGAGACUGGAGUUGUGUUUCCCAUUAGAGAAAUAGCAAGGCUGUUGAAGAGAGUGAAUGACAGUUGCAAACACAAAGUGUGGCUCCAUGUAGACGCAGCACAAGCAGUGGGCAAACUACCAGUUGAUGUGCGUUAUCUGCAAGUGGAUUACCUGACCAUAGUAGGCCAUAAGUUCUAUGGUCCACGUAUUGGUGCUCUUUACGUCCACCGCAAUCUGGGUGCCCCUGUCACCCCUGUGGUAUGGGGAGGAGGACAAGAGGUUGGGCUGAGACCUGGUACUGAGAAUACCCCUAUGAUAGCUGGGCUGGGCCAGGCUGCUGCCCUGGUGGCGGAUAACCUUCAGACAUACACUGACACUAUGAGAAACACCAGAGAUUACCUUGUAAAACAACUUCAGGAGCAGACAGGCUGUGUGGUGAACUGCUGCCAAUCACCUCGUCUGCCCAACACUGCUAGUAUGUCUUGGUCCCAGUGUACACUCAGUGGUAGUGAACUGUUAGCUCAGUGUCCCACACUGGUCGCCAGCACUACUGCAGCUUGUCACGACCAGACGCAACUCUCAUCGGUACUACUAGCUUCUGGUGUACCUGAGAAUUUGGCUUAUUCAACUAUAAGGCUCAGUGUCGGCAGAGAGACAACUUGUGCGGAUAUUGACAAAGCUGUUGAGGAACUUGUGAAGGCCUUGAAACAAACUACCAGUACUGAAUCUUCCAUAUCUUCAUAGCUACCUAGUAAUGUGUACUGCUUUUGGGUGAAAAUUAGUGUUUUGUUUUCGGUAUUUUUGUUUUUAAGUACAGUGUUAGAAGCUGUGAGAUAACUUGUUUACCCACCAUUUACUUCACAAUACAAUUUCUAAUCUUGAUUUUAAAUUACCUCAAUAAUUAAAGGGGGACUUUACAUUGACGUAGCUGCUACUUUUCUUUUUGUCAGUCAUUGACUUGGGAUACUGCAAGUAUACUUUGUAUCCUAUUUUAAAAUCUGAUGCCUUUUUUGACGUUGUUUCAUGCUUGCUCUUGUUUGUGUUUCCUGAUGAUGGCAAAAUGUUUACCCUUAUUUUCAAAAUUAAUACUUUAAUAAUCAAUAAAAUAAGUGAAAAUACUUAACUUGCACUUUAUCAUAACUUUUGCUCAUUUCAAAAAAUGUUGAAGUAUUUUUUUGCUUCACAUUUUGCUUGAAUUAAACCAAAGAAAUGGAGUACAGUUUUGAGCGUGAAAAAACUAAGUUGUGUUCUGUUGAGUUUUGUUACUUUAUUCAAUCCUAAAUGUACAACUGUUUUUGUUUCUUUAGUUGAUGGUGUGUAUUUAGAAGGAACACAGGGUUUUGAGAUUGUCUCAAGAUCAAAAGAAAAGCCAGGCGAUACCAUUCUGCAUCUCUCUUUAUGGCACCAUGUAGCUUCACGACACCCUAGUGACUGUUCAAUGGGAAACCAUUCAACGUUGGGCGAGAGAAAUGAACAAAAUCAUUUCAUUUCUGACAAAGUCACUAGACUCGCCUCUGUCGAAGGUCGAUCAGAUCCAAGGAAAUACAACAGAAUAUUUCAAUUUGAGAAAGAGAAUUGUAGAAAAACUGGUCCAAAAUCACAGAAGGUUUCUGGAGUUGUGUGGCCAGCUAUCAAAAAUAAAUGAUGCAACCUUUGUCUUGUUUAGGCCAAACAUGGACGGGUCUGUGUUUGAUAAUGUGUAAGAUAAAAUUUUGCAGCUUCAACAAAUCAUCAGCUUCACUUAUCAGUUAUUUUCUUGUAAACACAAUACAAGUAACCAAGACAAUUAUUAAUCGGCAAUAAUACUCCAUAUGCAUAGAAAUAAUAAUAUACUCAAUUUAAUUAUAUAUAUUCUAUAUAUCUAUCUAUACUUAUUUAAUACGCAAGCAGGUUUUUUGUUACAAUUACUCCUCCGAAGCUACUGAAUCGAUUGACAUGUUUUUGUGAGAGUAUGUACAAUAAGAAAUAAUUGUAAGAGUUACUGUGAUAAAAGGAUUUAAAAUUAGAAAAUAACAUUGCAAAUACUUCUUUUGAACAAUAAUUCAGUAACUCCCAAUAAAUGUGUGUUGUUUAAAAUACAAUUUAAAAAUUCACAGCUGUUUCAUUAAAAAAGUACUAUCCACAUGGCCAACAUGUAAAGAAAUCUGUGGAGGGAUCUUUAAAGGCUUCUGGGGCAGAGCCUUGAGGGAAUUUACUUCAUUUUUCUUUUGAUAACUCAUCUACAGACCAAGACCUUUCUUUGGACACCUCUACCAAGUUUCUACGCCCAGCCGUUCUCUCAAAUUAGUGGAGACAAAGUUCACAAUUAAAUAUUUAGAUUCCCCAAUGUUAAUCUUAUGGGAGAAAACUCAACUUUGAUGGAAGAACCUGCCCAAACUAAUACAGAUUUCAAAAAAUGAAAAACACUUAGCUAAACUACAGAUCAGGGCCAUUUUUUUUUACACCUUAAGAAUUAAAAUCGGUCCAAAAAUGUGGCUGUGGGAUGAGUUCUGUUUACAAAAAUCGGCUAAGCGUAUUGUAUUGUCCCUACAUGCCACUAGUUAUAUACAUUACAACGGAAUGUUAUAUUUUAGCAAUAUUUCUUUAUAGCAAUCUUCUGGAGAAGAAGAUGAGGACCAAGCCUUGCCUGCACCAAGGAAUGUACUCCCUCAAGAUCAGCCUUACUAUGACAACUACAAGGGUGUCCCAACAACCCAUAGGCCGGGGGAGGUAAUUCCCAUGGAAUUCAUUGAAAGGCAGGCCCAGGACCUCCUUUUGGCAAUUGGCA